Gloeophyllum trabeum ATCC 11539 is the source of this 1176-nucleotide messenger RNA. RefSeq lists its product as uncharacterized. Lineage: Eukaryota; Fungi; Basidiomycota; Agaricomycetes; Gloeophyllales; Gloeophyllaceae. The record is from RefSeq and is a predicted model, not a curated record. The coding region runs from base 1 to 1176 and encodes 391 amino acids. The transcript is spliced from 9 exons.
AUGCCGCCUGGGCCUUGGAGCAUUCCCGCAUAUGAAGACAUCAAUAUAUCUCACUACGAGAAGGCGGGUAACGCGGCCAUGCUGGGAUUGACACAACUUAUCUGGCCCUUCCAAAGUGGUUUCCUGUCCGACGCGGAACUCACAUCCGAGCUGGAACUCGGACUCGAAUCCCUCCAGCCAGAUAUCGCACGUCCCCCCGGAUCUGUAAACCAACGUCGGGGAACCCUCUCUCGGUGCCCGAAGAGGAACACUGGCAGAACUCAUCAAGGCUGGACGUACUUCCAGCCUGUGCUCACAGCACGAGAAGUCUUGACUAUCCUCGAAGCCCGCGCGCCCAGCAUUCCGCGAGGCGGAACAGACGGAUUUAGGCAGCGCAGCUUGUGCUGCCGGAUCUGCGUCUAUCCUCGGCUAUGCUUGCGAUGGCUCCCCGACUUGCACGGCGUACAUGGCCCAUGGGAUUGCGUCAGAGGCAAGUCGUCUCGGCGAAGACGACCAGGCGAAGAUCCGUCCGAGCGGACAGAAGCAAGAGGUUCUCUAGGACAAUGCAGGGCUGAGAUUGAGAUUAGCGAGCCUGCUGGGAUUGGCGCGAAGAUUCGAGGGGGCGGCGGGAUCUGUGGCUGUCUCGGGGUGAGACUUACGAAAACUAUGAAGGCUGGCGGGAGCAAGUAUGACGACGAGCCUUCGAAGUUACAUUGCGAGACCCAUCUGUCCGUUCGGACGGCGCGCUCUCAGCCACCGUCGUCAUAUGUCAAAAGCCUCUUGUUACCGCCGGCUGCCCACGGAGAGCUUACCGAAGACUUGGAUAGCACUGAUACUGCAGCUCCAUCUCCCCCUUCGUCGCCGCCUGUCGAGCAGGACGGCGGACAUCCUGAUUUCUUCCUCAGCAAUGACGGUGGUCUAGACUCGCAUCCCAGAGAACAGCACAACUGGGCGACGAACGAGCAGCCAGAGAGUACCCAUGUCUAUCGAUCGACAGGCGACCACGGCGGAGACGGCAUUUGCGGAAGCCAUCGAACUAUGGCCAUUACACCGCACAGGGUCGCAGCGUCUGGACCUUCGGGGGAAAUCCGAAAAAGACUCAGUGGUAUAAACGAGAACACGAAGUGGUCGUGGCUUGACGAGAAGAUCCAACAGCACCUUACCAGCAAUGCAGACCACAACGAAAAGACGGCGUAG